Messenger RNA from Vespula vulgaris, 1325 nucleotides. RefSeq names its product lipase 3-like. Gene Ontology annotation, biological process: lipid metabolic process. The transcript has 8 exons. Lineage: Eukaryota; Metazoa; Arthropoda; Insecta; Hymenoptera; Vespidae. Bases 30 to 1325 code for a protein of 431 amino acids. The record is from RefSeq and is a predicted model, not a curated record. Gene Ontology annotation, molecular function: hydrolase activity, acting on ester bonds.
UGUUCUCGGAAGAUAUAGCGGAGAUUGAUAUGUAUCUAUACUUUUUAUAUAUAACAAAUCGAACAAUGAAAUUGAUUCUUUUAACGAUGCUAUUAUUAUUCGAUCGUUACUUGGGAAGAACUUCAUCUUUUUCUUUGCUAAAAUAUAUUCUUUCUUCGAAUGGAAAUGAAUUGAAGAAAGUAAGAAGCGAAUCAGAACUUAAUGGCGAUGAUACUGUCUUAGAUUUCAUUGGAUUAGUUCAACGUCACGGAUACCCAGCCGAAGAGCACAAUGUUAUUACAGACGAUGGUUACAUUUUGACAAUCCAUAGAAUACCUAAUAGUCCUUUAUCAGAUAAAAAUGAAAAGAAGAGAGUAGUAUUUAUGCAACACGGUAUGACAGCGUCAUCCGAUUCAUGGGUACUACUUGAGCCUAAGAAAGAUCUCCCUAUUUUACUUGCUGAUAAUGGAUAUGACGUUUGGCUUGGAAAUUUCCGAGGAAAUACUUAUUGCAGAUCUCAUGUCAAUUUGACGACAGACAACCCAAAAUUUUGGGAAUUCAGCUACCACGAUAUUGGCUUACAUGAUACUCCUCAGUACAUCGACUAUGUUCUUAAUUAUACAGGAUCGAAAAAAUUAUUUUAUAUAGGACAUUCUAUGGGUACAUCGGUUUCCUACGUUAUGUUGUCCAUGAAACCGAGUUACAAUGAUAAAAUGAGAUUAGUUAUAAGCUUAGCACCAGUUUCUUACUUUAAACACAAAUUUCCACCAAUUUUGCAACGUAUUAUGAAAGACGUUCCAAAACUAAAGAGAAUAUUAGAAAAAGAAGGGAUUUAUGACAUCUUACCACAAUCAAAAAUGAUAAAAUUAUUAGGAACCAAACUCUGUAACGACAAAUCGAUUUUUCAAUCAAUAUGUGCAUCGAUAUUUUAUCUAGUUUCAGGACGUGAUACUGCACAAACAAAUGCCUCACUAUUACCAUACCUUAUGAGUUAUGUACCUGCUGGCGUAUCGACUCAAAGUCUAUUUCACUAUUAUCAAAAUUAUCUAACAGGUAAUUUCGAAGCUUAUGAUUAUGGGUACGAAGGUAAUCUUAUUCACUAUGAAAAAGCAAAACCUCCGAUUUAUGACGUAAAGAAAAUUGUUGCACCACUAGCAUUAUUUUAUGGAAUUAAUGACGUAUUGACGAAUGAGGAGGAUGCAACUGAACUGAGCAAAAGAUUACCUAAUCUUGUCACUUGCGAAGCUGUACCGUACGAGUGUUUUUCUCAUUUUGAUUUUGUUGUGGCGAAUGACGUGAAAACAUUAUUAUAUGAUCGUCUGUUAAAUUUAAUGAAAGAGUUUUAA